UUCUCCCAGUUUAAAGAGCAGAGACGUGGGAAUGCGCGAGUGGGAUUCCGGGCUUCCGCCCUUCGCGGGUCCGCGGCGCGGAGGCUUCACCACUGUUUCCAUCCUCCGCACCAGCCCCUCUGUCUCCGCUGCUCCUUCGACAUUCCCCGAGCCCCGCCCCGUUCCCAGCAGCCCUCCAGACUCCCCGUCCCCCCGUGGCAGACUCCCAGCCCAGAUUUCCCUGCACCCCACGGACGCAGAACCUGGCCGGGGAUGGACAGGGAGACGCGCGUAUUCGCCGAGAGCCACUUCAGAGGCCUCGAGGGGCGUCUCCCCAGCAGGGUUUGUCCGAAAUUGGACCGCGUGGACUUCAUCGAGAAGCCGGACUCCUUUUCCUACGCCGACUUUUUCAAGGGCUACCUGCUCCCCAACUUGCCCUGUGUUUUUUCCAGCGCCUUCACCGAGGACUGGGGCAGCAGGAGGCUCUGGGUGACACCCAGCGGAAAGCCCAACUUCGAUUAUCUGCUUCAGAACUAUGUCUUGUGCCUUGACCCUUUGCUUUCAGGAGACGUGGUUGUACCUGUUGCAAACUGUGGGGUCCAGGAAUACAACUCCAACCCCAAAGAACACAUGCCCCUCAGAGACUACAUCAGCUACUGGAAAGAGUACAUUCAGGCAAACUACUCCUCUUCACGGGGCUGUUUAUAUCUCAAAGACUGGCAUCUGUGCAGGGACUUCUUGGCAGAAGGCGUGUUCACCCUGCCCAUAUACUUCUCAUCUGACUGGCUCAACGAGUACUGGGACGCCCUAGACGUGGAUGACUACCGCUUCGUUUACAUGGGGCCCACCGGCACUUGGUCGCCGUUCCAUGCUGACGUUUUCCGCUCCUUCAGCUGGUCCGUCAACAUCUGCGGGAGGAAAAAGUGGUUCUUCUUCCCACCAGGGCAAGAAGAAGCCCUGCGGGAUUGCCAUGGUGGCCUGCCCUACGACGUGACCUCCCCCACCCUCCUGGAUAGCCGCAUACACCCCAUGCGAGAUCGCUGUGGCCCACCACUGGAGGUCACACAGGAGGCAGGCGAGAUGGUGUUUGUGCCCAGUGGGUGGCACCACCAAGUCCACAACCUGGAGGACACCAUCUCCAUCAACCACAACUGGGUCAACGGCUGUAACCUGGCCAAUAUGUGGCACUUCCUGCAGCAGGAGCUCAGUGCUGUGCAGCAAGAGGUCAUUGAGUGGAGGGACACCAUGCCUGACUGGCAUCACCACUGCCAGGUCAUCAUGAAGUCCUGCUCUGGGAUUAAUUUCGAAGAAUUUUAUCACUUCCUGAAGAUCAUUGCUGAAAGGAGGCUUGUCCUCCUUGCGAAGGGGAUGAGCCCUGGCCAGGUAGAGGGUGGCGAGGACAGUGGGUUGGGCCCCCAGCAGUCCGCAUUUGACAUUGGCCGCAUAGCUGAGGUGCUGGAGUCCGUGGUGGUCCACCCUGACUUCCAGAGGGUGGAUACUAGCACAUUCUCACCACGGCCAGAGGUACUACUGCGGCAGCUGCAAGAGGCUGUAGCUGCCACCACAUCCCUUUAGUGCGUGCUCUGAGGACUGGGUGAAGCACGUCUUUGGGGGAUGCUGGAGGCACCAGUGUGGAGAGCAGUCAUCCUGCUCCAGGAUCCCUUCUGGAAAUAAAGCUCUGCCCUCCUGUGUGGCCUGGGACCUGUCACCUCCCCGUUGAACUGUCACUUCAGUGUCCCAGGCACAGAUCCUGCUCUUAGGGGUCUGGUAUGUCCUGGCUCUCUUUUGGCAUCCCUGGGGCCCUGACGCCUAUCCAGAAGGUCCAGGCCCCUUGUCCUUGUGAGGCUCAGCCAGGACUGGGAACUGGAUCUUGUGGGUGCAUGGGGAAGUGUUGGUCAUUUGGACCCAGGGCAAGGAGGUUAGGAAUGUGCUGGGGACUCAGGAGUGGGGGUGGCAUAGGGCCAGGUUUUUUUCCCCCUUCUUCCCCCCGCCAGCCUUCCCUCAGCAAAGGCCAGCACCCAUGCUGACAACCUCCCAUCCUCAGCAGUGCAGGGCCCUCUGCAGUAGCACCACAGCCCUGCAUGAGUCCACACAUCUCCCACUAGAAGGCCCUCAGUGUAGGGUAGAGACUGAGGCCCAAGGCAGACCCAAGAUCCAAGGCCUAUGUCUCCAUCCCACAUUGGAAUCACUUUAAAUAGAGCGUUCCUUCCCUCUUCUGGCCUAUGACCCUCUUCUCCCCAGCAGGAUCCUGAGAUGCCUGUUAGUCAGAGCUCCAGGCCUCAUGUGCUGUCCUUCAUGCAGGUCUCCCAGAUGUCAUAGGUACAUCAGGUGCUCUUUGGGCCCUGGCAAUAGGGCAAGGCAAAGUCUGUCUCCCUCCUGCUUGCUACAGCAAUACGUUUCCCCUGCAGAGACUGAGCCCACCCUUGCAGCUGCACGCCCAGUGAGGGAGAAUGCCUUGUCUGAGGUCUCCCUGCGGGCCAGGUAGGACUCAAAGGCCAGCUGGAGCCUGGGUCUCUUCGACACCUUAUACAUCAUCCCACUUCAAUUCAUUGCACACCCACUAUUGGCCAUCUAAAGUAACUUUGCAAACUGAUUCAACAACCAUUCUUUGUGCACUCAUUCUGCCCUGUCCAGAAUUUAUCAUUGCACUCUUUUCACACUUGUCUGUACCAUCCAGUUUCCACUUGUUGCACACCUAUAUUAUAUGCAGUAGUCACAGUUUCAGGAUUCUCCAGAGAAAUGGAACCAAUAGAAUAUAUGUAGAAAAAGAGGUGUUAAGGGCUGGUGAGUGUGAAAUUUGCAUGAUAGGCUGCAGACCCAGGGAAGAGCUGACAUUGCAGUCUUGAGUCUAGAGGCUGGAAAUUCAGGCAGGGCUUCUGUGAUCCAAUCUAGAGGCAGAAUUGCCUUUUUGGGAAACCUAGGUCCUUUGCUGUUAAGAUCUUAAGCUGAUUUAAUGAGGUCUGCCCACAUUUUGGAGGAUCAUCUGCUUAAAAUCUCUUGAGUUGAAUGUUAAUCACAUUUUAAAAAUGCCUUCACAGCAACAUCCAGACACGCAUUUAGCCAAAUAACAGCACCAUGACCUAACCACACUGGCACAUAAAGUGGACCAUUGCAAUCACUCGUCACAUAUUCACUGGUCACUCUGCUUCAUCCAGUGCCCCGUUCUUACAUGCCCACUCAGACUCAACAAUAUCUCCUUGCACACUCACUGUGUAAUUAAAAAGCUGGUGACUGUCAUUUCCAGGUCACUUUGCACAUCUGUUUGCCAUCUGGAGUCACUGCAUACUCUCCAUGUGCAGUUCACCAACCAGUCUUUGCGUGUGCAUCCCACUUUCACUCCAGCACACUCCUGUAGCAUUAACAAUCGCUCCUCCCAUGCUCACCAUCAAAUUUUCUAUUCUCACACACUACUGUGUGCUAGUCUAUAAAGUUAUUGCACACACACUGUGCAAGACUGCACACACACUGGGGCCAGGUUAUCAACUGCCCCCCAUGCCCCUCACUCUUCCAGCUUCCCCUCCUACACAGCCAUGUGUGCCAUUUAACAGUGCUUGCACACUCACUGCAAAACAACUACUCUGCACAUUUCUGUGAAUUUAUCAGUCUUUCCUUGCACAUUAGUUCUGCACCAUCCACAUUCAUCAAUAGUCAACUCCGUUAUGGUCGUUAUGUAUAGUUCAGCCAUCAGACGUAGGGUGAGCUCUAUCUUCCUCAUCCUAUGUCUUCCUGCACUCCAGCUUGCAUUCAACAGUCACUUGCGCGAAUCCUUUAGGGCCUGGCAGAGGUGAGCCCUACUGUGUCUGAGUGACAGAACCAUCAGAAAGGAAAAGGUAACUCAGAAUUGCCCCACAAUUCAUCUGUUUCUUGCCUUUAAAGGCUAUAUAUUCAGGGGAGGGUAUUGAAAAUACGUGACAGUAUAGUCUGAAGGCUGUGUAGGAUCCCAGGGGCUCCCUCACUGUGCCUGACAUUAACCCUUUAGUUUCCAAUCCUAGGAGAAGCCUCAGGAGGGCACUCUGGUGAGGGCAGGGCAAUGUGUGUUCCCAUCCAGGUUGGAAGCAGUCUCAUGUUUAAUUGGUAGAGCUGUGUCUGUGCUGUCCAUGGAUUGUUGGUCCUGGUGGUAUACCUUCUCCCUGCCUAUCAGGCUGCAUCUUGGAGCCCUUCCUACAGGAAAGCUUGACAUCUCCAUGACAUAACCAAGCCCCAGGCAGAGAAUAGUGGCCAUUGGUGUGCCUGAUAUGGGACUGGGGACCAUCUAGGACAUUUCUGCAUUAAAAGUUUGCAGGGCACUGCAGGGAUGCUGGGAAUCCUUGUACACAGGCAGCAGGAGUGCUGGUAGAAUGACAUCACAAAUCUUUCCCUGGAAAAGAAAUAAGCAGGGAAAGGAAUCCUGAGGUCAGAGGAGUAUUCCAAUUUAUGUGAAGUACUGACCUUGGCAAAGUGGGGUGAUGGAAAAUCUUGCCUGCCCUCAGUUUGUUUCCUAAUAACCUUCCUCUGCCUUUUUCUUUUCCAUGGUGUAUGUUUUCUCUUUUUCACAAGUUUCUCCACUUAGGGCUUACAGAAUUGCAGAGUUUGACCAACAGUUUCCCAAUUGGUGGUCAAAAGAUAUCUCAAAAACAGAAGCAGAAAGUUCUCCCUCCAUAAUGUAGAAAUCAGCCAUUGUCCUGGGGUAGGAAGUGAUCCUGGCAAGAGUUAACUUUUAAGGAUGCCCACAUUUCAGUGGUUGUUGCUAUGCCUGUGAAAAUACCUUCCGCUUCCAAAUUCCCCAAGUUCUGAGGGGGCUUUCUCAGCUCCUUGUCCAGUUUAAUGAUACUGAAAUAAACAUCUCUGUGAAAGAUGGAUGUGGACAUGUCCUUCAGAGAAGAAUAACUGAUGCUUCUUUCUUCCACAUACAAUAAACUGAUGGCCUUGCAAGACUUACUGAAUGAGGAA
Messenger RNA from Bubalus bubalis (water buffalo), 4908 nucleotides. RefSeq names its product jumonji domain containing 4 (gene JMJD4). Gene Ontology annotation, biological process: negative regulation of gene expression; protein hydroxylation; positive regulation of translational termination. The transcript has 6 exons. Gene Ontology annotation, cellular component: nucleus; cytoplasm. Lineage: Eukaryota; Metazoa; Chordata; Mammalia; Artiodactyla; Bovidae. Gene Ontology annotation, molecular function: sequence-specific DNA binding; histone H4R3 demethylase activity. Bases 253 to 1554 code for a protein of 433 amino acids. The record is from RefSeq and is a predicted model, not a curated record.